AUGUCAGAAGAUUCACCAAAGACGCCGCCUGAAGCUGGCCGGCGUUCCAAAUAUACUACGAUUGCAUGGUAUUUCCCAACCCUUGAUGACUCGGCUACGUUCCCGUCCUUAUCGUGCAGUUUCAUGCCGCACCCUUUAUUCACCUGGAUGCACAUUCCGCGACUGACCUCACUCCGUGGCGCAGCUGGGAUUGCCGUCAGCGUAAGGUCAAGUGUUCGGGCCAACAACCAUGUUCAAACUGCGUGGCUCGGCAGGCGACAUGUGCGAAACUUGCCCAGCAAUGCCAGUCACACCGGAAGCACCAACGGCGGUGGGCAACCCAAGCCAACCGUUCCAUCGUGCCAGUCAAACAAGCGCGACCCUGCUCAACUUGAUAGCGACGGUUUAGUGCAGAACGAACAAAGCUCCGAUCAGAGAAAAAGAUGCAAAUCCUUCACGACCGAGCCAGAACUGUCCAGCACUUUAUCGCAAUCUCAGACGUCUCCGGCGCCGAUCGACCUCACGCUGCACACCGCUGGGGACCCGGAAAACAUUUUGACAGCCACGGGGGAGGAUGAAACGCACACGUUCAACUUGCAGCUCCAAGCGGGGACUUCUAUCUCUCUGUCAUCACAGUUGUGGAAUUUGUGCGAAAAGCUAGGAGCUCAACCACCUUCCCCGCUGACUCCUGCGGACAAGGCGAGGCCCACUGCUACAAUUCGGCCCGUGGUGUCGAUCCAACUCCCCAACCUCGAGCUGCUCCAAGACUUGACAGAGGUCUUCUUCAGGGACAUGAACACGUUCCUCCCCCUUCUCAACCAGAACGAGGCUGUUCCUCGAAUGGCACGCACGUUGAAGGUCUUGGGAUACAACGAACAGACGGGCACGGCCGUGUCCUGCGCCAACCACAGCGUUUUCCUCGGCAUCGUUUUCAACAUGUUGGCCAUCGCUGACACCGAAGCUCCCAAAUCGUGGCUCGACAUCGAGCGGCCGGGCUGGAAUUGGUUUCAGCAAGGCCAGCGGCUGGUCAAGUACUUUGGCCCCACGGAGACCGGCGAACUGGACCAUGUGUGUUACUAUACUCUUGGAGCGGUCUACCUGCUCCGUCUUGAACUUCUGUCUCACGCCUCAGUCUACAUCAUGCAAGCCUGGAAUUUGGCGACAGUGACUGGUAUGAAUGAUCAGAGCUUCUGGCCCCGAGCCAGCCACUCCAAAAACCUGGCGCGGCAGAAGCUGUGGUGGGCACUCUACUACAUCGACACACAUGUCGCCCGGAGGCGAGGCAGGCCAUACCUGAUCCGAGACAGCGAGGUGUCUGUCGCCGAAUUUAUUCCCCGGUUGUCAGUCAUGGGCAAGUAUACUGCGCAAGAACCGAAACCUGUUGACGAGCAACCUAUCAGCCUCGGAGACACGGGCAUGCGAGACCUGGAGUAUCAUCAGACGGCCAUCAGUUUUGGCCGGAUCUGGAAACAAAUCUGGGACACCUUGUUCAGUGCAAGACUGGGUCGCUUUGCCGACGCCCAGGAUGUCGAAGUCCUCGACGCUCGCAUCUUGUAUUUGGAGAGAAUUACACCUUCGUCCUUGAAACUGGACGCGAACCAAGAAAUUCUCCAGCAGACCCAGGGAGAAUCCGAGACGUUUGUACGCCGCCGGCUACUUUGCCAGCUGCAAUUCAAUCUUUUCCGCAUGAUCAUUCGACAAAAUCCACUACGGAAAACACAGGUUUCGCAAUAUGACCAAGAAACGUGCGUCGUCCUCGCGAGAGACAACAUUUACAUGUGUGCAGCUUAUAUCGCCGCAUAUUCAGACUGUCUCCGUCCGGCCGCCAACCUCCUCACGCUGCAUCUCAGCGAAACCCUGUACCACCUCACCUACGCUCUUUGCGACGGAGAUGCCGACGUCGGGCUCUUGAACAUCACCGACUCGUUCAAAAUGGCCUAUGGACUGCUCAAGAAGCUUGCACGGAGCUUUUACGGAUCACGCAAGGCCCUCCGCGCCGUCACAACCUCGUAUCUCGCGUUCAAGCGCACGGUCAUCGGGUCGAGCACACUCGGACACCUGGUGGAUUUUAUCUUCAAAGAGCACGAGGUGAUGGUCAACUCAUCGUCCGACGGCGAGUCUGCGACAAUUCAAUCACAAAACGAAGCAACCUGCGCCCCGUCUCAGUCAUCCAGUGUGUUUCAGAUACCAGUAGCCGCCAUUAUGAAUGACGACCCGGGAAUAGGGUUCGACCUUGACCAUUUGAUGGCUCACGACAAAUCUGGCCUGCACUGGCCGGUGAUGAAUGAUGUCGACCUGGGGACCAUGGAGGGCUUAAGCUGGCCGGAGCUAGAACUGGGCCUGGAACGGGAAGUGUCUCAACGAAUGAUACAGACGUCAUAUGAUCAGCAGCAAUGGGCCAUGCUCGCCAACCGCGCGCCGGGGAGUGGCACACAGACCUCGGGAGAGGUGUACGGGAAUGCUCCAUGA
This is a messenger RNA of Exophiala spinifera, 2448 nucleotides long. RefSeq lists its product as uncharacterized. The record is from RefSeq and is a predicted model, not a curated record. Bases 1 to 2448 code for a protein of 815 amino acids. The transcript has 6 exons. NCBI's taxonomy places the organism in Eukaryota, Fungi, Ascomycota, Eurotiomycetes, Chaetothyriales, Herpotrichiellaceae. Gene Ontology annotation, biological process: DNA-templated transcription. Gene Ontology annotation, molecular function: zinc ion binding; DNA binding.